UCCUCACCUCUCCGCAAUAGAUAGGCGAGCAUCGGCGCAGCGACUUAAGCCUCCCACGAGAAGAGUCCCAUCACCACGUUCGCUGAUAUUGCGGUGAGGAGCGGCACCGCGGGCACGAGCACCAGGAUGAGGACUGCGAUAUUGGCUGUGAUGUUGGGCCUGGCGGUGGCUCAGGAUUCCCAUCGAGGACGACCAUUCCAUAACCCGAACCAAGCCUUCCAGCAGCAGCAGCAACAACAACAACAACAAAACCAGAAUUUGGAUAAUGGACAAUAUCAGGAGCAGCGUAAUCAGUAUCAGGAACAAUCUUCAGGUCCGAUCGACAGACGCUCCACUACCACUCCCAUUCCCAUCAUCCAGUGGAAUAAGCAACAAGAGCACGACGGAACUUACCGCACCAGUUAUGAGACGGGCAACAACAUAAUCGCCGAGGAGAGCGGAUACAUAAAGACGGUGGGCGAAGGCGAGGACCAGGGCGAGGCCCUCGUCCAGCAAGGCAGCUAUUCCUACACGAGCCCCGAGGGUCAACUCAUCACCAUCCACUACACAGCCGAUGAAACGGGCUUCCACGCAUCCGGUGAUCACAUUCCCACGCCACCUCCCGUCAGCGAGGAGAUCCAGAAGGGGCUGGACCUCAUCUACGCGGGCAUCCGGCAGCAGCAGGAAGCAGCAGCCCGGGAAGCAGCCCAAAAGGGCAAUCAGCCCUUGAAUCAGCAAAUCGACAGGCGGGAUGAUUCCGGCAAAUAUCGUCCUUAGUUAUCCGGCGCUCGACCAACUGAUUCAAUCGUCCAAAUAACGAAAGUGAAUAUCUCCAUCAUCUUCUUCUCCUCAUCUGAACUAUCAUAGCUUUAGAUUGUCAGCUAGUUAUAUUGAAUAAAUAACGGAAAAUGUAUUCGCUGAUUGAGCAACUAUAUAGUAAUGCAUUUUAUAUGAUGUAUAUCUGUAUGUUAUUUGUAUAAUAAUCUCAUGUAAUGCGCGUAGUCAGUGAUUAUUCGGGUGAAAUUUUAAUUUCUUUUCACUUUAAUAAUACGAAAUAAUAGGAAAUAUGAAAUGACUAUAUUUAUUAUAUUUUCUUACAAAAUUUGUUUGUGGCAAAUGCUUAUUGUUCAAUUACGAUGCCAUGUUUAAGACUAAGAAAACAAUAAAUAAAUUUUGAUAAAGCAAAUUUGACGACUUUGUUUUGUCCUA
Molecule: messenger RNA, 1188 nt
Organism: Ceratosolen solmsi marchali
Lineage: Eukaryota; Metazoa; Arthropoda; Insecta; Hymenoptera; Agaonidae
Gene: Cpr49Ah
Product: cuticular protein 49Ah
Exons: 4
Coding region: 127-756 (209 amino acids)
Cellular component (GO): chitin-based extracellular matrix
Molecular function (GO): structural constituent of chitin-based larval cuticle
Source: RefSeq, a predicted model, not a curated record